AUCCCAACUGGUUUGUCAUCCCUAGAUUUUACACGUCGUUGAUUUGUGUCGGACUGCUGGAAAAAUGGUUGUCCAAGAAGAUAAUCCCAAUAUUGGGGACGUAGUGGAGAAGACAGAGAGUGCUCCGGUGGCUCCUGAGCCAGUCAAGAUCUUCACCGUGGAGAUUCUGCAUAUGAUCAAGGAUGCCCAGCAGCAACACGGUCUGCGUCACGGUGACUUUCAGCGGUAUCGGGGUUACUGCACUCGUCGCAUCCGUCGGUUGAGGAAAGCCCUGAAGUACCCCCAGGGGGACAAGCGUCAUUUCAAGCGCCGCGAUGUGACCAUUGGACAGUUGACUGGAAAGAAGGCCGACGAGCGUUUUAUCCACAUCCCGUUGAUCAGUGCCGAGCGAGCCUGGGCGUACGCCAUGCAGCUGAAACAGGAGUCCAACACGGAGCCCCGCAAGCGCUUCCAUCUGAUCAACAAACUGAGGAGAGCAUGUUUCUACGCCCUCCAGCUGCAGGAGCUGUGCAACACGGAGGCCUUUGACGCUCGGACAAAGCUGGAAUGCGAGGCCUACGUUGCCUGGAUGCACGGCACCUUGCAUUUCGAACUGCAACUGUGGAAGACUGCCGGUGAGCACCUGAAACGCGCCCAGGUAGUGUACGAAAAUCUGGCCAAGGCAUUGCCCGACGAUGAACAGGAGCUGUACCGCGCUAAGGUGAACGAGUUCACGCCCAAUCUACGCUAUUGCGCGUAUAACAUCAGUGGUGGUGCCGGCGGCGGCAAGAUUGACGAAAUAUUGGAGUUGCGUGCCCAGGGAGUGCUUGAAAACCUUGAUGUGCUGGUCAGUCAGACAAAGACGGAGAGUAGCGAGGGCCUGCAGACGAUCGACUGGCGCGGUCGCAAGGUCACCGUACGUCCAGAGAAGGUACGCCUGUUCCUGCUCAGCGCCCAGGAGCUGGACAAGUCGCUGGCAAAGACCACAAAGCUGGACGCUAAGAUUGAGCUUAUUGAACGAAUCCUAAUGGAUUGCAAGGACGCCAUCCAGGCCGUUAGGGAUGAGAUCAAGCAGGAUCCUAAGCUGCGUUCGCUGACCACUGGCCAGACAGUCUCGGGAGUGCAAUACCUAUUGGCCUAUCUAAGCUAUAUUCGCCAUAGCCGCACGCUGCAGCGUAAUCUGUGCCUGGUUGAGCAGGCCAAGCUCAACUACGACGAUCCCAAUCAGCAGUCACAGCAGAGCAUCGGAGACGGCAAGCGCGUACGAUCACAGGAUUUGGCCCGCCUUUACGAAAUCAUUCUGCAGAAUGUUACCGAAAUGCAGCAAAUAACUGGCAUGGAGGAGGACGCCAAGUACCAGGCUGAGGUGGAAAACCUAUCCAUUACCUUCAAGGCCUUCCGCUGCUACUACAUUGCACUCACGCUCAUUGACAUGAAGAAGUGGAAGGAGGCAGUGGCGCUGUACGAACGCGCCUCCAACUAUGCCAGCGAGGCCCUGAAGGGCAAGGCCAGCCCAGAGUUUCAGCUGCAGGAGGAGCUCAAGAAGGUCGUUUCGGCCAUCGACGGUUGCAAGUUCUCCGCCCACGCCUACAGUGUGCUCGAGGAUGAUAACAGUGAAGAAGCCGGAACCACCACUAAGUCGCAGAAAACAACGAAGCCGCUGUACGAGAGGUUAUCCCUGUACAAGGAGGACCAAUCUCUGCACACUAAAACCCCCAACGUGUUCAAGCUUACGCCCGACAUGGAACCCAUUCCAUGCAAGCCCCUCUUCUUUGAUCUGGCCAUGAACUACGUGGAGCUACCCUCCUUGGACGAUAAGCUAGAGUCGCCCGGGAAGAAGGGACCCUCGAUUACCGGCUUUGUCAAGGGAUUCCUUGGAUGGGGCGGUGGCGGAAAGUGAGAUUUCGCCGGAAACAGCUCGAAACGGACCAGUCUUUCGGAAUUCCACGCAUGCAUGUUACACUUGUAAAGCCUUCAGAUCCAUGUCCACGCUCCGGCGUGUCCUCUGUUCUUUAUAAGUUCUUUGUUUUGGCUUUAAAUCCCGCCAGAUUUGUUUUUCUACGAAACAUUUGUAAGUUAAAAAUGAACAAUUAUUCGGUAAUAAAGGAACCUACAACUACUA
This is a messenger RNA of Drosophila bipectinata, 2101 nucleotides long. It is a transcript of the gene Srp68, whose product is annotated as signal recognition particle 68. Gene Ontology annotation, cellular component: signal recognition particle, endoplasmic reticulum targeting. Gene Ontology annotation, molecular function: signal recognition particle binding; endoplasmic reticulum signal sequence receptor activity; 7S RNA binding. NCBI's taxonomy places the organism in Eukaryota, Metazoa, Arthropoda, Insecta, Diptera, Drosophilidae. Gene Ontology annotation, biological process: SRP-dependent cotranslational protein targeting to membrane. The record is from RefSeq and is a predicted model, not a curated record.